AUGUGUUUUGAAAGUCCGUUUGCAUGGAAGGCAAGGACAAGGAUUCAACGACUUACUUUAAGCUGAUGGAAGGAGUUAUCGAGGAGAUCGGUCCGUGGUCCAUCGUCCGCGUCGUGAUGGAUAAUGCGAGGAUCUUUUCGAAGGUCGGGAAGACGGUGGAGGCGAAGUACCCUGAGAUUUUCAGUGUGGGCUGCACGACCCAUGCAUUGGACUUGACAUUGGAAGACAUGUACAAACGACUGGGCUGGAUGAAGGACGUCGUCAACAAGGGAAACCAAGUGGGCAAGUUUGUGACCGACAUCGACAAGGUCUGCGCGAUGUUCAACAAAAUUUCAAACGCCCAACUCAAACGUCCAGUCGUCACGAGGUUCGCAACGAACUUCGAAAUGCUCGAGUCGCUGAAGAGAGGGAGGACUUCACUUGAGCUUUGCGUAGAGAACGUGGCGUGGGUUGACAAGUUGGUGAGGGCUGAGCAGGUGGUGACAUUCAACGCUGCCACGCGCAUCAUUGUGGACAAUGAAGGCUUUUGGAACAAGGUUUAUAGAGCAAUAACUAUCAUGGAGCCGGUGGUUAAGCUGCUGCGUUUGGUGGACGGUCCCGGAGCGACCAUCAGCAAAGUGCACUUCGACAUGGACGAGAUUGUGGCCGAAAUGCGGAUCCUCAAUUGUCUGACGGAGGACGAAAAGGCUCCGUCCUCCUCUUCUUCCUUUGCAACGGCGCACUCUCAUGUGAGUCAUCAUCUGAAUCCUCUACUGCUGGUGCUGCUGCUGCUGCUGCUGCUGUUGCUGCUCCUGCUGCUAGUGCCGCUUCCAGGGGUUUCUCUUUUCGUGGCCGCCCUCUCGGACACCCUGAGCCUCGUGCAACCGCUUCGGUGCCUUGAGCAACCAUAUAAGUCCGCCCUCUCCCAUGUCCAGCAGCCGCCCUUCCUCGUCCUCGCGGAGCACGAUAAGCGAGGGGAUCCCACACACGACCGGGAUGUGCUCCAUGCCGCCCAACGAGAGGCGACCACUAAGAAGAACUGUAAAAUCCUCGCACCUCGCGACAACCUUGCUCGCCCUCUGCCUCACCCUCCUCGUGCACAUCUCUGGACGACUGCACUGCGGUCUCCUGCUGGACUGCGGGAUCCACCCUCUGCUGCUACGACUCCUUCUCCCUCUGUUGUGGCUGCUCCUCAUCCGUCUCAUGCUGCUGCUGCUCCUCAUCCCCUCGCUGUUGCUGCUGCUCCUCAUCCUUUUGCCUAUGUUGCUGCUCCUGUUGCUGCUCCUGUUGCUGCUGCUGCUAAUGCUCAACCCGCUCCUGCUGCUGCUCAACCUGCUCCUGUUGCUCCUGCGGCUGCUGCUGCUGCUGCUCCCCCUGCUGCGCCUCUGGCCACGCCCGCGUCUGGGACCUAAAUCCAGAUCAUGUGCCUUCAACAUAGGGGAG
Messenger RNA from Chara braunii, 1422 nucleotides. NCBI's taxonomy places the organism in Eukaryota, Viridiplantae, Streptophyta, Charophyceae, Charales, Characeae. The record is from the annotation of a GenBank genome assembly.